This is a messenger RNA of Suillus plorans, 162 nucleotides long. RefSeq lists its product as uncharacterized. Lineage: Eukaryota; Fungi; Basidiomycota; Agaricomycetes; Boletales; Suillaceae. The transcript has a single exon. The record is from RefSeq and is a predicted model, not a curated record. The annotation marks the transcript as partial.
UUGCGAAUCUGGCAACAGAAUCUCAAUGGCUCCCUAAUAGCCCAACUGUCAUUACUCAAUAACCCAGCCGUCGCUGACUGGGACAUCUUACUCCUACAGGAACCACAUAUCAACUUCCUCCGUAAUACUAGCGCCAACCAUCAUUGGCACGUCCUCUAUCCC